UAGGAUAGUGCUAUUAGCAGGAAAAUGGACUUACAACAGUUGGAAGAUGAGGCGCGUCAAGCUGCUCUGAAGGAUAUACAGAAUAUGCUGCAAAGGCCUGGGCAACUGGAAAAAGUGGAACAGUAUCGUCAUCGCAUUUCGCGCAAGAAAGCUUCGGUGGAGGCGUUGCUCAAGACUGGAAUGCAAAAUCAGUUGGAGGGCGUGCGUGUGGGGUUAAAGCAGCUGGAGACAUGCAUGCAGGAUGUGCGCGAGGUGCGUCGCCGUAUGGGCGAGGUGGAACGCCUGUUGCAGGGCGUGCCCGAAGUAUAUGACGCACUUGAAGUGGUGCGUGAGGAGAACACAAAGCACUCGCAAUACGCCACUGCCAUGGAGAAUUUAAAACAUAUAUUCAAUGUUGACGCCAGCGUCACGAAGACUAUGGCGCUCAUUGAUGAGGACAAGCUGUUGCAUGCGCAUCAGUGUUUGGCCGACUUGGAGAACUCGCGCGAUGAUUUACUCUACGAGCUGCAUAAACAGCCCAAACAGCAUGCCUCCGAUAAGAUAACGCUCAAGCGGCACUUUGAAAAGGUGGACACUGUCUCGCAGGCGUUGGAGAAAAAAAUACGCCUUAUACUCAGUCGCACGCUCAACACGGUGCGCAAAAAGCCAACGGUUAUAGUGACUGCUCUUCGUAUUAUAGAGCGCGAGGAGAAGAACGACCAGUUUGCCUUGCAGCAGCAGAAGGUGACAGGCUUUCUGCCGCCGGGUCGUCCAAAGGCUUGGCGUAAAAUGAUUAUGGAUGUGCUGCAUGCAGCGGUGGGCACACGCAUCGAAGGCUCCAAGCUGGAGGAGCGUGCAGACAAUAAGAUGUGGCUGGUGCGCGACUUAGAGAUACUGCGACAAAUCAUUCUAGAGGAUUUGCGUGUAGUUAAGUCACUUUGCGUGCCUUGCUUUCCGCCCCAUUAUGAUAUAUUCAACGAGUAUGUCAAGUUCUAUCACGAGGGUCUCUCCAGCCACUUGGAUAACAUAGUGCGGUCGGGCCUGGAGGGCAAUGAAUAUGUAUCCAUGCUGGCCUGGGUAACGCAUACAUACCCGGGCGCUGAGCUCAUGUCGCAUGCCGAUCUCAAUGUGGAUGUACAUAAGCUGGCGGGACCACUGCUGCGGCCAGAGCAUCUGAAAUCGCUGGAGAAUGAAUAUCUACAGAAUAUGCAGCGUAAUUAUCAGGAGUGGAUGACAAAAGCGGCGGAAACAGAGAAACAAGAAUGGUUCUCGGAAAUGCUGCCGGAACAGGAUGAGCAUUAUUAUCAUACCUCGGCGCCGGUUAUUAUCUUCCAAAUGAUUGAUCAGCAUCUGCAGGUGACCAAUACCAUUCACCAGGAGUUGACCUUCAAGGCGCUUGUUAUGAGCAUACAGCAAGUGGAAAUCUUUGGCCAAACGUAUCUAAAGAAUGUCAUUGAGCUCAAGGAGCAUCAUUUUCGCAAUCGUGAUCAGAUCAAGUACUUUACUCAUUACAUUAUAACCAUUGUGAACAACAGCCAGCAGAUGGUGGAGCUGGCGCAGCAGAUGAAACAACUCUAUUGGCCCAAAUCACGCACGGAUCAUUACGAGCACUUUGAGAAGCUGCUGUCGACAUUCCAGCGCAUACGCGCUCAUGCAGCCAACUAUUUGUUGGAGGAAGCCUUUCUAGAUAUGGAAUGCCAUUUUAACGACUUAUUUACAGUCAAAUGGCUGGCCAGCAGCAUUGCCGUGGACACCAUAUGUGUCACGCUGGAUGAUUAUUUCCAAGACUAUAAUCAUCUGAGUCCUGCCAACUUUGAAAUGGUCAUUAAUGAGGCACAAAAGCUGCUGGCCAAGCGCUACAUACGCGCACUGCUCUCCAAGCGUUUGUCCAAGCCGCGUGCCGAAUGCGAUGCGAUAACGCGCAAGAUCAACAAGGAGGCCAAACAUUUUAAGUUGUUCUUUGAGAAAAUUGCGCCCAAGAUGUCACUAAGUGAUUCACCAUUGGAUUUGAUAGCAACGCUCUCGGCAUUGCUAAGCUCCGAUAUAGAGCUGCUGGUGCUGGACUUGCAUACGCUGCUGGGCAGCUAUCCGUCGCUAAGCGAGGAUCAGCUAGUGCGUCUAUUUUACAUACGCAACGAUGUGAAGGCGGCAGAGGUGCGCGAGAAGGUGCAGGAUGCCAUGAAGUCGAAGAAGGCUAUGGUCAGCAUAGCCAAGCAGGAUUGCAUCUUCAAAGAAAUUGUUUUCAGCGACAAGCUCUGGUAGAACGAAGCACGGCCGCUGUCUCCCAUUCCCAUUCGCAUUCCCAUACCCAUAUCCAUUGCCAUUCCCAUUGUUCCGCAGGCCGGUCAGCUGUCUCAUGCUUUGGCGCGCUUUCGCUCAGAGCUUUAAUGCGGCUAAAGCUUUCAGCAUGUGCAUGUCUUGAGCAUAAGUAUGGAGGGGAGUUGGCGCUUGAGCACGUUUCCAUAUGUUUUCUCAGUUUUGUUUGUGUCUGUAUCAUCGUCAGACCGCCGCCUCAGCAGCAGCAGCAGCAGCAGCAGUAGUUGCCAAGUGCAAUUUUUUCAGUAUAUUUUAUUUAUGUUUUCAUAGUGUAGUGAACUUU
This is a messenger RNA of Drosophila busckii, 2578 nucleotides long. RefSeq names its product exocyst complex component 3 (gene Sec6). The record is from RefSeq and is a predicted model, not a curated record. Gene Ontology annotation, cellular component: exocyst. The coding region runs from base 25 to 2241 and encodes 738 amino acids. NCBI's taxonomy places the organism in Eukaryota, Metazoa, Arthropoda, Insecta, Diptera, Drosophilidae. The transcript is spliced from 2 exons. Gene Ontology annotation, biological process: exocytosis; exocyst localization. Gene Ontology annotation, molecular function: SNARE binding.